Molecule: messenger RNA, 1748 nt
Organism: Nicotiana tabacum (common tobacco)
Lineage: Eukaryota; Viridiplantae; Streptophyta; Magnoliopsida; Solanales; Solanaceae
Biological process (GO): base-excision repair, AP site formation; DNA repair
Cellular component (GO): nucleus
Molecular function (GO): 8-oxo-7,8-dihydroguanine DNA N-glycosylase activity
Source: RefSeq, a predicted model, not a curated record
AUGAUUAAUUGCAAAGUUUGAUACCUAAAGUGCUCCAAAUGAAGUUUAGGGUGAAAAUGAAAAGUUACCCAAAAGUAAGGGGCUAAAAUGCUCUGCAGAUUUAUCAUUUCUUCCUCUUCCUCCUCUCUCAUUCCAACGGCUAUCACCAGUAAAAUGCAGUACCGGCAAGAGAUCGAUCGCCGCCACAGCGUGGUGGUGGAGCUACCACUCGGCGACGGCGCUACAUGCGACUUGGAAAAAGCAGUAUGUAGUCACGGCCUAUUCAUGAUGGCCCCAAACCAUUGGGACUAUCUCUCCAAAACCCUAGAACGUCCAUUGCGCCUCUCCGGAAACAUUAAUGACGAUGAUCACGAAAAAUCUCAUCUCGUCCGAAUAUCUCAACCGCCCGAUUCUCCUCAUUCUCUCCAUCUUCGUGUUUUCGGCACCGAUUCUCUUUCUCCUUUACACCAACGCUCUCUGCUGGGUCAAGUGAGGCGAAUGCUGAGAUUAUCAGUGGAGGAAAAUGAAAGAGUGAGAAAGUUUCAGGAGAUUUGUGGAGAAGCAAAGGAGAGAGGUUUCGGGAGAGUGUUUAGAUCGCCGACAUUGUUUGAGGACAUGGUGAAGUGUGUGCUGCUCUGCAAUUGCCAGUGGUCAAGGACGUUGAGCAUGGCUGAAGCAUUAUGUGAGCUUCAAUUGGAGCUAAACCGUCCAUCAUCAGCUGUGUUGCUUUCUGCUGCCGAUAAUCUGAAUCAAUUCAAGGGUGUCACUGCCAAAUCUGAGCAUUUCAGUCCAAAAACACCAGCAGGAAAAGAAUCAAGGAAAAGAGCUGGAGUUUAUGGAUGUUGCAGAAAUUUAUUGGAGAGGCUCACAGAAGUCGAAGAAAUCGUGGAUGAAGGGAAAGCGGAUGUAAGUGUGAAACCUGCAUUUUCAGAUGGUAAAGAGGCUGUUCUCCAAAUAACUGAUGCUUUUCAGGCUACAACUGAAGUUUGUGAAGUUAGUACAAGUGCACCAUUCAAUGCUGAUCCUUCAGUAGAUAGAGAGCUGAGCUCUUUUAAUCAGAUUGGGAAUUUCCCUAGCCCGAAAGAAUUGGCAGGCCUUGAUGAGAGUUUUCUAGCUAAGCGUUGUGGUCUUGGGUAUAGAGCUGGGCGCAUUAUAAAGCUUGCUAAGGGCAUAGUUGAAGGCAGGAUUUCGCUGAAAGAACUUGAAGAAGCUUGUUGCAACCCAAGCUUGUCCAACUAUGAUAAAAUGGCUGAGCAACUGAGAGAAAUUGAUGGAUUUGGCCCUUUUACUUGUGCUAAUGUACUGAUGUGCUUGGGUUACUGCCAUGUUAUUCCUACUGAUUCAGAAACAAUUAGGCAUCUAAAACAGGUUCAUGCAAGAACCUCCAGUAUUCAGAAAGUUCAAAAGGAUGUUGAAAAAAUUUAUGCAAAGUAUGCACCGUUUCAGUUCUUGGCAUAUUGGUCAGAGGUAUGGCAUUUUUAUGAGGAAUGGUUUGGUAAGGUCAGUGAGAUGCCUCACUCUGACUAUAAACUUAUUACAGCCGCAAAUAUGAGACCGAAAAGAAGUGGCAAAUGCAAGAAGUUGAAGAUAACCCCGGCAGAAAAGCUUGGCGAGUAGGUUAUAAGGAAAAUGUUGAGUCCUAAUUUAGAGUUGGCAUGAUUAAUGCUGAAUUUGCUUUUUAUCUGUUCAUGUAAUUUCCUUUACCUUCUUUUGAAGGAAAACGUUGAAGUGACUAAUGGUGAAUUUGCUUCUUCAUUUGGUUCAUGUAA